AUGAGAGAGCUUGAGCGCUUGAAGACGAGCAUGAACCAUCAUCAAUGGCCUCCCAUUGGAGCUCCGAUGAAUCUCCGGCGAGAAGAACUAAGUAAAUCUCCAUUAGAAGACUCAGUUAACGCCGUCUCCUUUGGUUUCGUAGCUACAGCCAUUCUCAUCUCAAUGUUCCUCGUCAUGGCUAUCUUUGAGAAACUCAUUAGAACAACUACUAACCAAGAUUCCUCUCCUGGUCGGAUCCUCCCGGGUAUGGAUUCUCGGGUCGGGUUUAGUGGUGCAUCAUCAUCUAAGCUCGGUUAUCAAUCUCCCAAGAUGACUGUUUACACGAACGGUGUAUCGGUAUUGAUGCCAGGAGAUGAUAUCCCUACUUUCAUUGCUCAUCCAGUGCCCAUGCCUCGUCCUCCUCAACACAUCUCACAGUCUCAGCAUCAACAUAGCUCAUCAAGAGAUUCCUCCAGCUCAAACUCCAUUCAAGAAUGUUGAAAGACUGUUUUCUUUAUCAAUGUUUUCUUCGGAUGAUCCCACUACAUUUAUUGGGUUCAUGGAGAU
Molecule: messenger RNA, 546 nt
Organism: Eruca vesicaria subsp. sativa (arugula)
Lineage: Eukaryota; Viridiplantae; Streptophyta; Magnoliopsida; Brassicales; Brassicaceae
Source: the annotation of a GenBank genome assembly